This is a messenger RNA of Caenorhabditis angaria, 2333 nucleotides long. The record is from the annotation of a GenBank genome assembly. NCBI's taxonomy places the organism in Eukaryota, Metazoa, Nematoda, Chromadorea, Rhabditida, Rhabditidae.
AUGAACGAAAGUGAAGAAAUAAUAGAAAUGUGUUAUCCGCCGCCAAGUUUAGAUCGUCGAUGGUAUUUGGUGGCUGUGGCUGGAACAUCGCUGUCUUUUUUAUCAAUUAUCACAAAUAUUGUUAUUGCGAAGGUUUGUGAGAAGAAACGUUUCCUGACAGCUGAAAUUCGUUUGAUUUUUUGAGUCACUCAAUUAUUCAGACAUAAUAUGAUUGAUGGUGAUUAGAGAUCAAAUCUGGAAAUUUUUCAGGGAGUUUUUCGAAAAGAAAAGUUGAGAGGGUUUUUGAAUUAUUCCGAAAAUGAAAAAUCAGAUAUCAAACUUAAAAAAUCGUCAGAUUCGACCUUUUUCCCACGCUUUUCCAUAUCAAAAUCUAAUACCCAAAGAUCCUAAAAAGACGCAUUUUUCCUUGAAAAACAACUGUUAAAAAUAAUAAGAGAGCCGCAUCUGUGUUGUGCAUUUUAUUUUUAUUAUAUAGCAUAAUAAACAUACAUUACGAUUUAUUAUCUUUGAUGCAAAAAGUGAAGUGCAAAGAAUAGCUGCAAAAUUUCAAAUAACUUCUGGUACUCAAAGGGAAACUUUUCUGUGAAACGAAAACAAAAUUAAAGCUGAAAAUACUUUCCAAAAAUAUAAAUGAAUUUCAGGUUCUUCUAUCUUCUCGUCAUAAUCAAUUCUUUUUUCUUGCCGUAAUUGCAAUUAAUGAUUGUCUUUUAUCAUUUAAUUAUGGUCCAGUUAUUGCAAUGGAAAUUAUCAAAGAUAGAUUGGGCGAAAAAUGGCUUCAUGAAUUAUAUCUUUCCUAUGUCGGACCACUUUUAGCACUUUGUCAAACAUCAAUGACAUUUUCAUGUUAUCUAAUUAUUCUUGCAACUUUGGAGAGAUAUUUAAUAACAUUGCGAUCAAAAUGUCUUCCAACAUUUCGAAGAUGUCGAGGAUUAUUAGCUCUUCUCAUGUUUAUUUUAUCAUUUUUAUUGCGAGCCCCAAUUUAUUAUGAGAUGCAUGUAAUAACAAAUCCACUUUGUAUUGGAGAAUAUAUGGAAAAAGGUGUUGAUUUGUUGCCGAUUGUGAAUAGUUUUUGGUAUGGAAAUUUCUAUCGAUUUUAUGUCAGAAAUAUUAUGACAGUUUUGGUGCCAUUUUGUGUUUUGGCAUUGCUGAAUUAUAAAAUUGUGAAGAUCCUGCGGACGCAGCAAAGAUCUGCGCAAAUGUUCAGAUUUUUGAGCAGCGAUCAUAAAUCUAAAAUUCGAUCUGCCACACUUAUGAUGGUUUUUGUCGUAUGUUCUUAUUUGGUUGCUAAUAUUUUGAAUGUUGUUGUCACUUUAUGGGAAUACGUGGCAUUUCAUACAACACAGGAAGAAGGGUAUUUUGAGGUAAGUAGAACCGAAAUGUUUCUGGUUUUUCUGAAAUUCUAAAUUUAGAAAUUACAAUUGUUGCUUUUUCAAAAUUCUGGUUUUAGAACUCUUGAAUUAUUUUUUUUCUGAAUCCUGAGCAUUUAAUAUGUAAAUAAAUAAAGCAUGCACUAUGUAUCCAAGUGAAUAGAAAACCUUUCUUUCUCCAAUUUUAAUUAGAAAAAGUUUAAGUAAAUAUUUCUAUUUAUUUUUCCAGGUUUAUGAAUUUUUCACUGACGUCACUUCUGUAUUAUAUAUUUUCGUAUGCGCAACUCGAUUAUUUGUAUAUUACUUAUGCAAUCAGGAAAUCAGGGAUGAUAUCAAACAUCUGAUUUGUAAUGUCACUACAACUCCAAGGAAACAAGAUUAUGUUACUGUAACUCGAAGUUUGUGAGUUGUUUUGACCGAUUUUUCAAAAAUCAAAAAAAAUGCUCACUUCUAUCGCUUUUCCAAAAUAAUUCAAAAUUUAUCAAAAAACCUCCCGUUACAGACAAUCGACACCCAUCGUGGUAUUAAGUGCUUUAUUAGGUCCACGGGAUGUUGUGGGUUUGAGCUCACAAAAGUAUGUUACAAAAAAACAGAAGAAAAUGAACAAUGCAUGAUUUUCCGAGCUCUCUCUCUCUCUAUAUAUUUCUUUUUCUCAUAGAUCAAUCACCCUAACAACACUUUAAAAAUAUUCACUUUCACUGUCACUUUAGGUGUAACAAUAUUGCAUUUUUGUUGAAAAUCUUCCAAAACUCUUUAAUUUCUAGUGAUUCUUCGCGUCAAAUUGGAACUGAAAUUGAUGCGGUUGCAAUUGCGAUUGCUCGAAGACUACAUUCAAAUGAUAUAAUGACAAAUAGCAAACCGAUUACAACAGAUUCUUAUGUGAUUUCGAAUCAUCACGCAGAUGUUGAAGAUUAUGACGAAGAUAUCGAUGACGAUGAUGAAGAUCAGAUUCCACAUAUGGUUUAG